UUACGUCAUGAUAAAAUAAAAAUGAUGAUGACAGCUAGAAUUUACUUUACCACACAAUUAAAAGUGCUAGAGAAUAAACGAGUGAAGAAUUUAAAAAUGUAAACUAUUUAACCAACAUGGCAAAUAAUUCAGAAGUUUUUAUUUGUCUUAUAGUGUUGAUUUCAAUAGUGUUCCUCUAUUUUGUGAAUAGAACUGUUCUUAACACUGAAUUGGUUCAAAAUCCUCCAGAAGAAUAUAGCUGGAUAAUACAUGGGAUUAGGAAUAUUUUAGGAUAUGCGACAUUAUUCCUACCAGGUUAUUUAGUUCUUAGGUAUGUACAGAAAACAAAUUAUAUCAACAAAAGUGGCAGAGGACUGAUUGGAGCUAUUAUAAGAACAUGUUUCGGUGAAGAAGAUACCUUACCAGUGACUACAAACGUACAUUCCCCUCAUCAAGAAAGAACCCUUUUACAAGAUGGGCUCCUACUUUUGUUUUAUUUUUUCGGUCUCCAGCUUUCCUACUUACUGUGGGGUGUUCUUCAAGAAAAAGUCAUGACACAAGCUUAUGAGAGCUCCAGCAAAGACAUUGGAUACUUUAAGGAUUCUCAAUUUCUAGUUUUUGUUAAUCGAAUUUUAGCGUUCCUAGUGUCUGCAUGCAUCUUACUAUGUAAGAGACAACCUAGGCAUAAAUGCCCUUUGUAUAAAUAUGUGUUUUGCUCAUUUUCUAAUAUUAUGAGUUCUUGGUGUCAGUAUGAAGCAUUAAAAUAUGUUUCAUUCCCUCAUCAAGUACUUGCCAAGGCAAGUAAAACAAUUCCAGUGAUGAUAAUGGGAAGAUUUAUGUCUAAAACAAAAUAUGAAUAUUAUGAGUAUGUGACUGCUGUAAUUCUCUCACUUGGAAUGUUAUUAUUUAUGGUUGAUACAGGUAAUGAUAGAUCAAAUUCAACUGUUACUACAUUUUCUGGUGUGAUACUUUUGUGUUCUUAUAUAGCAUUUGAUAGUUUUACUGCAAACUGGCAAGGAAGCUUAUUUAAGACAUAUGAAAUGAAACCAAUUCAAAUGAUGUGUUUUGUAAAUUUUUUUUCUAGUAUAUUCACUGCUGUGUCUCUUCUUCAACAAGGAGGAUUCUUGCAGAGCCUCAACUUUAUGAUUAAAUUUCCCUCUUUUACACUUGAUGUAAUAGUGCUUUCCUUGUGUAGUACAUGUGGCCAGUUAUUUAUUUAUAAUACAGUGUCCACUUUUGGGCCAUUAGUAUUUGUGAUUAUUAGCACCAUAAGACAGGGUUUUUCAGUACUUCUUAGUUGUAUUAUAUACCAUCACCAUGUGUCUAUAUUUGGUGCUAUAGGACUUUUACUAGUCUUCUUAAGUAUAUUUCUUAGAACUUACUGUGGUUAUAGAAUUAAAUCUCAGAAGCAACUACACCAAAGUACUGUUAAGAUUAAGAAUGAUGAUAAUUGAAAUAGUCAAUCAAAAAAGAAAAAUAGCAGCUGUAAUACAUUAAAAAUUAAAGAUUACAUAUCAGCCAGUCAGUUAUGCAGAACAACUAUUAAAUAUUUUCAGUAGACUUUAGUUGUUUUCUAUUUUAUUGUGAUGCUCACUGUGUCAUAGUUUUUAAAUUCUACAUUGUUGAUUAAUUUUAACUAAGUAGUUUGGUUAACAAAAUAUUCCAAAUUUUUAAAACUGAUUUGGAUCUCCAUAAAAAUAGGCAAUUUUUAAUCUUAAAAAUAUAAACAUUUUAACAAUCAGUGAGAAUAAUCCUUUAGAACUUCCAUUUGGCUGACCUACUACAAUUAUUUAUUAUUUAUAUUUUGGGAAAAAUUAAUUUGUAGAUUAAUGUUUAUUAGACUGGGCCAAAAAAAUUGACUAUUUUUUUUUUAAUAUAUCGAGAAUGUCAUUCAGGAUGACAAAAAAAAAUUUCGUAAAAAUUUGAGCCCUUAAUAUUAAUUUUAAGAGGCC
Molecule: messenger RNA, 1931 nt
Organism: Psylliodes chrysocephalus
Lineage: Eukaryota; Metazoa; Arthropoda; Insecta; Coleoptera; Chrysomelidae
Source: the annotation of a GenBank genome assembly